UCCUGGGUCCAGUUUUCUUUUCUUUCAUCGUGUUCAGUCUCAGUCCUUAUCGAUCUGAGUCGGUCCUGAUUUGGAAUCAUCUUCCUUCCAUUUCCCAUACUUGCUACAUUCUCUUCAUCGUUUUCCAAUCCGGCAUAUCACCUCCCGGAUCAUCCCCCCAUUCAGUGUAAAAAGUGAACCGAGUAAGGAUUGGAUAUCAGUAGCUACGCCUGUGGUGAAAAUCCCUGGCGGUUGGUGUAUCACUCCAUAUUGCUCAGAGUCUUCAUUUGAAUCGUUGCAUCACCAUUCAAAUAAAUCUUGUCUGUCACAGACCCACAGAGAUAAUUGCAAAGAUGUCGCAGAAGCCCAUCUUCGUCGCUACUCACCCCCGCGCAUGCUCAACAGCAUUUGAACGAGUCUUCAUGACUCGCCGGGAUACCAUCCAGUGUAUCCAUGAGCCAUUUGGCGAUGCUUUCUACUAUGGCCCAGAGAGACUGGGUACGAGAUUUAUGGACGACGAGAAGGCGCGCCUAGAGAGCGGCUUCAGUCAGUCAACCUACAAGACCGUGAUGGAUAGAAUAGAGCGUGAAGCUUCUGAGGGCAAGAGGGUAUUCAUCAAGGACAUCAUCCACUAUCUCCUUCCCCCAAGCGGGAAGCCAGCCAGCAUUGCGCCAUCUCUGCAUAGAGUGAAGCGUGGUGUCGGCACCGAAGCCAACGGCCAUGCUGACAACGGUGUGGAAAGCAACGGCCAUGUCGAAUCGGGACAAAGCACCAAGCAGACGUCUCAGUACCCGUACCCCACAGAGCCAGAGCCAGGUAAUCCCACCGUAAUGCCCAAGGAACUGCUCUCCAAGUUCCACUUUGCCUUCCUCAUCCGUGAUCCCCACUUCAGUGUCCCUUCAUACUACCGCUGCACCAUUCCCCCCUUGGACGACGUCACCGGGUUCUAUUAUUAUGACCCAGCCGAGGCCGGGUACGACGAGACCCGUCGGACAUUCGACUACCUUAGGAGCGUCCACCUGAUCGGGCCACAUAUCGCGACAAAGGAGCAGGACGCGGACGAGAUCGACAACAAGCUCAGGCCCGUCAUCAACGGGGUCGGCGAGGCACAAGAAUCGGCGGAGAUCUGCGUCGUCGAUGCAGACGAUAUGCUCGAGAAGCCGGGCCCGAUGAUCGAGGCGUUCUGCCGCAGCGUGGGGAUCGACUAUGACCCGUCCAUGCUGGACUGGGACGACGAGUCUGAACAGAAGCAGGUGUGCGAUGCAUUUGAGAAAUGGAGGGGAUUUCAUAACGACGCCAUCGAAUCGAAGGGCCUAACAGCCCGGACACAUGGUCGGCCCGUGAAAACCGAAGAGGAAUUCGACGCCGAAUGGCGCAAGAAGUACGGCCCAGAGGCCGCCGCCCUAAUCCGUAAAUCUGUGGACGAGAACAUGGCGGAUUACCUGUAUCUCAAGCAAUUUGCCAUGAAAGUGUAAGUCAAGAGGAAGAGAUGAAGAGGAAUUUAAGUUGCAGGAGAACGGACAGGAGGAAUCCACUUUUUAUUAUUAGGUUUUCUGGGUUGUUUGCUUGUCUCUUCAAUGCCGGUGGUGAUCAUGAUGAGAUCUUAGCUCUGAUGACGCCAUUUGAUUAUCCGCGUUCAUUCGUGUUGUCCUUUUCUUUUUGAACUCUCCUUGCGUCGGAUCCUGGUGUUUUCUUAUUUUAUUACUGUUGUAUCGUGUUGUAUUGGGAGACUUAGUCCCAUCCCUGUUACGGAGUUGUUUUGUUAUUUUGACCCUACGUAGAAGCCCGAGUAGAUUUGAGUUACUCCGUAGAGUAUACGGAGUAUAUCAUAUGCCUCCAUAGAGCCUCGGUAACACUACAACAUACCCCAUAGAUUUAGAAAUUAGAUUCCACUUCUCUUACU
Molecule: messenger RNA, 1882 nt
Organism: Aspergillus pseudotamarii
Lineage: Eukaryota; Fungi; Ascomycota; Eurotiomycetes; Eurotiales; Aspergillaceae
Exons: 4
Coding region: 333-1454 (373 amino acids)
Source: RefSeq, a predicted model, not a curated record